Molecule: messenger RNA, 1618 nt
Organism: Centruroides sculpturatus (bark scorpion)
Lineage: Eukaryota; Metazoa; Arthropoda; Arachnida; Scorpiones; Buthidae
Gene: Ahcy
Product: adenosylhomocysteinase-like
Exons: 9
Coding region: 128-1429 (433 amino acids)
Biological process (GO): L-methionine cycle
Cellular component (GO): cytosol
Molecular function (GO): adenosylhomocysteinase activity
Source: RefSeq, a predicted model, not a curated record
CGGCGCCACGGUCGACGUAACGAUUCGUCCGCCAGGCGUCGGCGGAUAUAUAUACUAGUUAGCGGCGUUGUCACUGCCACUUCACACGUGAGAUUCGUAUUAGUUGGGAGAGUGUCGGAAUUUAGAGAUGGCUGCCAAACCUCCGUUCAAAGUGGCUGAUAUUUCUCUGGCUGACUUCGGUCGAAAAGAAAUUAUAAUGGCCGAAAAUGAAAUGCCUGGAUUGAUGGCAAUAAGAAGAAAGUAUGGUCUGUCAAAACCAUUAAAAGGUGCACGUAUAGCUGGAUGUUUGCAUAUGACUAUUCAAACUGCUGUUCUAAUGGAAACUCUUAUAGAGUUGGGAGCUGAAAUUCAAUGGUCAAGCUGUAACAUAUUUUCAACUCAAGAUCAUGCAGCUGCUGCAAUGGCUAAGAGAGGAAUACCUGUAUAUGCAUGGAAAGGUGAAACUGAUGAAGAAUAUAUCUGGUGUAUUGAACAAACUUUAGUUUUUCCAAAUGGACAACCGCUGAAUAUGAUUCUCGAUGACGGAGGUGAUCUUACAAAUUUAGUUCACACUAAAUAUCCACAAUACUUAUCAGAAAUUAAGGGAAUAUCAGAGGAAACUACAACUGGUGUGCAUAAUUUAUAUCGCAUGUUGAAAGAAGGAAGACUUAAAGUGCCUGCCAUUAAUGUGAAUGAUUCUGUUACGAAGAGCAAAUUUGAUAAUUUGUACGGUUGUCGUGAAUCUCUCACCGAUGGUAUCAAGAGAGCCACAGACAUAAUGUUGGCAGGAAAGGUCUGUGUUGUUGCUGGAUACGGAGAUGUUGGCAAAGGAAGUGCCCAGUCUUUGCGUGCUUUUGGAGCACGAGUUAUCAUAACAGAAAUAGAUCCUAUAAAUGCUUUACAAGCUGCAAUGGAAGGAUAUGAAGUGACGACAAUGGAAGAAGCGUGCACAAAAGCAUCUGUAUUUGUUACGACAACUGGCUGCCGUGAUAUAAUUAGAGGCGAACAUUUUAUGAAGAUGAGAAAUGAUUCUAUAGUUUGCAACAUUGGCCAUUUUGACAUAGAGAUAGAUGUUAAAUGGCUAAAUGAAAACUGUGUAGAAAAAGUUAACAUUAAACCUCAAGUGGAUCGCUACAAACUGUCCAAUGGUAACCACAUAAUAUUAUUGGCCGAAGGUCGGCUGGUCAAUCUGGGUUGCGCCAUGGGACAUCCCAGUUUUGUCAUGAGUAACUCUUUCAGUAAUCAGGUGUUGGCCCAGAUUGAACUGUGGACGAAACCGACGCAGUAUCCAGUGGGCGUCUAUUUCCUGCCCAAAAAGUUGGACGAAGAAGUGGCCGCCCUCCACCUCCAGCAUCUUAACGUCAAGUUGAGUAAACUGAGCGAAAAUCAGGCUGCGUAUCUGAGUCUAGAUCGGGACGGACCCUUUAAACCCGAACAUUACCGUUAUUGAUUAUCAUUCAACUGAGAUGUAGGCUGCUGGGAAUAAUAAAGCAAAGAAAGUUUUUCAACCAAUUAUUUUUGUAAUGAAGUGCAUCUGCUAUUUGAAAAUUAUGUUUUAAUAUUGAUUGAAAAAUUUCAUUUUGUCUGGAAAAGUCGAAAUUAGUUCCAAAUAAAGAUUUUAAUUUUUACUAUGGCCAAA